UAUUGUUUUUGUUUAGUUAGAAGUUGUUUUUAAGAAGCUUAAUGCCUUAGUAACUAUAUAUUUAAAUAUUUAUUCAAUAAUUAACUCCGACUACAAUGUCUGCAUAUGUUUUAUGUGGUACUUCCAGUGGAGGACUUCCUAUAUUAUCCAGGAAAAAAGGAAAUUCGGAGCCGCUUCCAUUCUCUAUAACAGGAUCGUUAAACGGAAUCCACAUGUUUGGAAAACCAUUUGGAAUAGAUGUAUUAGAGACAUUAACUGAUGAUUAUGCUGUUAGUUGGAAGGAGUUUGAAGACAGCAUAAUUAUAAUUGGAGCAGCAAGUGGAUGUUCAAUAGAUAUUUUAAACAGACUAUUGGAAGAUGUUUUUAAUACAAUAGUAUUAAUAGUUGGCAUUAAAGAAUUGAAAAUGCAAAGAAAUAUUGAAAGAUUGAAAAGGGAACUUAGAAUUUGCUUUCCAGUAAUAGAUCGGCUUUUGGAUUCAUUAGAUUGUGGAGACGCUAGUAACAAACAUUCCUCUGAUAUUGUGGGAUUUACAGAAACAAUUUUGUGCACAGAGAAUCACUUAAUACAGAUUGUUCUAGAUUCGUUUACUGAAUGUGUUGACUCGAUGUUUAGUUGCAUAUUAGUUGAUGGAAAAAUAGUAGCUGCAACUGAGAGUUGGUGGUCUUUGCAUCCAGAUGAAUUGAGACUUUUAUCUUUAUUUGCAGUAUCAGACAAUGCAACCGAUUCCAAGGAUAUACCUGUGUUUUUGCCUCAUAAGAGUCCUACAGUAGCCUUUCGUUUCGUUGUUUGCACCUUAAUACCGGAAGUACAAAUUUGCUGCCUAUGUGGUCCAAAUCCACCUCUAAAUGAAAUAGAACUUUCAGCGACACAGUGUUUCAGAAAUUCAACUGAUAUUUUAAAUUCUGCUGCCCAGUGUGUUCCUAGGAACUUUCCAUCAUCUUAUAUCAUCGACACAAACAUAUUAGGACAACUUCUAGUAAACACAUCCACUAAGAAAUAUAUGAUAUCAAAGAGUCCGCAGCAAUUAUCAAAGAAAACCGCAACUAGUACUCAACGCUUGGAUAUACUACGAACAUUCUUCUACAGAGCUGUCUUAAAUAAUUUAAUUAAUUGUAAAGAUUCUUACGACAAACUCAAUAAUUCAAAUUCAUCUGAUGAAUCAUUUAGUUCAGAGCCGAAUGAAAAUAUUGGUAUAGAAACCUAUUGGUGUUCAGAAUAUCACAAAUGCCAUGCUCUUAAAAUCGGGAGUAAUGUUUUGUGUGUCUUAUAUAAUUCGACUGUUCCUACACAUGCUCUUAAGGCGAUUACAGAAAAAACUCUAAAACUUUUAAUUUCUGACAAACAAGUUUGUUGGUAAUAUGUUAGUUGCUAAUAAUUUUAUAUGCAAUUUUAUAUUUUUUAUACUGAUUUUUACCAGACUCAGAUAAUGUGUAUAUAUUAUAUUAUAUAUUUUA
Molecule: messenger RNA, 1455 nt
Organism: Diabrotica balteata
Lineage: Eukaryota; Metazoa; Arthropoda; Insecta; Coleoptera; Chrysomelidae
Source: the annotation of a GenBank genome assembly